Molecule: messenger RNA, 822 nt
Organism: Brugia malayi
Lineage: Eukaryota; Metazoa; Nematoda; Chromadorea; Rhabditida; Onchocercidae
Gene: Bma-lin-24
Exons: 5
Coding region: 1-822 (273 amino acids)
Source: RefSeq, a predicted model, not a curated record
AUGGCGCAAAGUUAUGUCGAUAUUGAUUCAUUGCUAGAAGAUUAUGCAUGGCGGCAUUUCAAAGAUAUUCAAAGUUUACGCAAAACACGUUUGGAUGAUUUCAAAGGUCUUGAGAAAGAAGACGUAGAAUUUAUUUUGAAUCGGCGUAAAUUGGUUGUAAGACAUGAAGAGCCACAGUAUUCACAAUUAAACUGUCAAGGAGCUCGUCCAUUUACGCUUUUCAAAUCAGUUUAUACAAAUAAUACUGAUCGAUCGCAGGAAUAUUCUUUUAAAACUGAACGUACCACCGAAAGUUUAUGUAGCGUUGUACGUGAACAAGGUUAUAUGAUCGGCGGUGAAACUGAAUUAACAUUAAAAACACCAUGUGAAAUAGCUGAAUUGAAAGCAGGUUUCAAGAGUGAAAUGAAUUUCAAUAAUGUAAAUGAAAAUGCAAAAUCAGAAAUGAUGUCAUGGGCUGUUGAUAGUACUGUUGUGGUACCACCACAUUACAAAACGGAAGCAUCAAUUAUCAUCGAAGAAAUGAAUUAUAAAGGCACAUAUAGUGUUGUUUCAGUAUUGUCCGGUUUAGUGACAAUAUCAAUUAGAAGGAGGAAAGAUGGUGCCUUAGUAUUACCUUUAACAAUGAAUAUAGUUGAGAUAUUUCGUGAUCAUCUGGAAUCAAGAUAUGCCAGGAAGGAAAUUAAAUCAGCUGUUAUGAUAGAGGGUACACAAUUUGUACGAUUAAUAUCAAAGGGUACCUGCUCAUUUCAGUUUGCAUUGAAACAACGAAUCGAUCUCAAAGAAGAACCAUUUGGUGAUAAAGAGAAAAUGAUGGUUGAUUAA